CUGCUGCUCGCCGCGCUCCUGCAGCUGGCCCCCGCCCAGGCCCCUGCCUCCCAGCCUGAUCCCCUGGGCCACCAGAAGAAAGUGGUGUCCUGGAUCGACGUAUAUGCCCGUGCCACCUGCCAGCCUCGGGAGGUGGUAGUGCCCCUGACAGUGGAGCUCAUGGGCACUGUGGCCAAGCAGCUGGUGCCCAGCUGUGUGACUGUGCACCGCUGUGGUGGCUGCUGCCCGGACGACGGCCUGGAGUGUGUACCCACGGGGCAGCACCAAGUGCGAAUGCAGAUCCUCAUGAUCCGGUACCCUAGCAGUCAGCUGGGGGAGAUGUCUCUGGAAGAGCACAGCCAGUGUGAAUGCAGACCAAAAAAGAGAGAGAGUGCUGGGAAGCCAGACAGCCCCAGGCCCCUCUGCCCACGCUGCGCCCAGCGCCGCCAGCGCCCUGACCCCUGGACCUGCCGCUGCCGCUGCCGACGCCGCAGCUUCCUCCGUUGCCAAGGGCGGGGCUUAGAACUCAACCCAGACACCUGCAGGUGCCGGAAGCUGCGAAGGUGA
This is a messenger RNA of Orycteropus afer afer, 546 nucleotides long. It is a transcript of the gene VEGFB, whose product is annotated as vascular endothelial growth factor B. The annotation marks the transcript as partial. The transcript has 7 exons. Gene Ontology annotation, biological process: induction of positive chemotaxis; positive regulation of protein phosphorylation; vascular endothelial growth factor receptor signaling pathway. Gene Ontology annotation, molecular function: heparin binding; vascular endothelial growth factor receptor 1 binding; growth factor activity. The record is from RefSeq and is a predicted model, not a curated record. Gene Ontology annotation, cellular component: membrane. NCBI's taxonomy places the organism in Eukaryota, Metazoa, Chordata, Mammalia, Tubulidentata, Orycteropodidae.